UCAGGGGCUCGCGCGCCACACGCGCUCUUAUCACCCGAUAGCCGUGGAGGAGAAAAACAGCAGGUGGUGAUCAGGUUGAAUCGCAGACAUGAUUCCUUUUCCCAUCUGAAGAACCAACCAAUCAGCUGUCAGGAUGAUGCCCAAGCAGCUGGCUCAGACGUCUCCGGGUAGUGUGUUAUCUCUGAGAGGGUCCAGCGUCCCAGGAUCCCCUGCCGCCCCCAUCGUGGCCAGAGUGGAGGACGGCGUUAUCGGCUACAAGGACCUGGCGGCUUUACCGAGAGACAAAGCUAUUCUGGACAUCGAGAGACCUGACUUGAUGAUUUACGAGCCGCACUACAGCUACAGUCCACUAGAGAGGUCUUUGUCUCCUCGCUCCAUCUCUCCUCCUCCCUCCCCAGUGAACCUUCUCCCCAAGGAGCCCAAGGAGUGGCUGGAGAACCGGUCUCCUGGAGGUUCCUCCUCUAGUUCCACUGUCCAGACGUGCCGAACGCACAGCGCAAGCACACCGCCCACUCCACACACGCUGAACACCAUGCAGACACACUCGUCCUGUCUCAAGAGCGUCGUGCAGCACUUCCACAGACCCCAAAAUGGCACAAACAUCUACAAGAAGCCUCCCAUCUACAAACAAGAUGCGUUGCCCUCUGCAGUCCCUCAGGGGAAACACAUUGAGGAUCUGAUCAUCGAGUCGUCCAAAUUCCCGGCAGGUCAGCCCCCUGAUCCCAACAUCCCCUCCAAGAUAGAGACGGACUACUGGCCCUGCCCCCCCUCCCUGGUUGUUGUUGAGAAGGAGUGGAAGAAGAAGGAGCAGGAGGAGCCAGAGGAGGAUGGUGAGCAGGGUGAUGAAGUUUGGGGACUCAGAGCGCUUCAGAAACAAGAACUGAACAAGAUUCAGUCAAAUCUGGGAAAAAUCAUCUUGAAGGAGGAGCUGGACAAAUCUGCAACUCCUCUGAGGAGGAAAACUCGCUCGCUGCCAGACCGCAGCCACAACACCGCGUGGCUGGAAAUCCGCAGCCGCCCAAAGUCCCACUCUUCAUCCCUACAAGGCGGUCCCGCCGGCUCCACGCAGCUCGUGCAGGCAGCACCCGAUGCUUCCCAGACCGCAGGUUUGCCAGCGUCCUCAAAAACGGGUCUGGCCCGGCUGCAGUCAGCAGAAUUCAGCUCCAGAACAGCUGCAGUUCUACAGAAUGGAGACUCCAGGAUGGACAGAGGAAACUCUCUCCCAAGCAUGUUGGACCAUAAGAUCUACCCCUAUGAGAUGCUGGUGGUGACUCACAGAGGGCGGAGCAAACUGCCACCGGGUGUGGACAGAACCAGACUGGAGAGACACCUGUCCCCACAGGAGUUCCUGAGUGUUUUUGGGAUGUCCCUGGAGGACUUUGACCGUCUGUCUCUCUGGAAGAGGAACGACCUGAAGAAGAAGGCCUCCCUCUUCUAAUGGGACUACAUCACCCACAAUCCCGUGCACUCCCAAAAUUACCACAGGAGACGGUUGUGAUGCCACAGACUAAAUCAGAUGUCACUACCAGCACCGUUAACCAUCACCUCUGAGGCCUGGCGAGCCGCCUGCUCGCCGCCGCCUCAGCAAGCGCCAGCGCUCACUAGAUAUUUGUCGAUGUCACACGCUUCAGGUUUCACGUGUCUGACAUGCAAUUAUGAGUUUUCCAUCAGCUGUACACAGGAACCAUCACAGCCACGAGGCCGUAUGGUCAGCGUUCCUUCUUGGAGGUCAGUUAAAGGUCACAAUGACAAAACAAGCUGAGCGGCGUCCUGCGCGCUCCUGAAAAUCAUAGAAUCAGCAAAAGAGUAACUGACGUUUGGACAUCGUGGAAACGCAUCACGAGCUGUCACUCUAUAGAUGUCAAAUCACAACCCGCGGUGUCAUGGUAACCACGGCAAUCCUCCCACACCAUAUGUGACACACCCAGGAAAACGUCUUCAACAUCAAAAGUUUGGGAAUGUGACUGAAUGUUAACUCCGACCGUAACCUUACACUUGAUGCUAACCAUAGCAGGAAGUGCAUUUUCAUUUACGUCCUCUUUCUGAGUGCAUCACGCUAACAAACAUGAACGGACACCUGGUGCGGUUUCAGUUGUCAGAAUCUCGGCUUUCACAUAACUUUGUUUUUGUUUGCCGUUUAUGAUAAAUACAACACGUCCUGUUUCCCGAACGUCCAUGUUACGUUUGAACAGAAUCGUAGUGUGAUUUCAGCAUUUCUACUUUGUGACUAAAUUUCAGUUUAUUUCUAUUUAUUUCACCACAAUUCAGCCACAGAGUUGAAAUAUUCACUUGAUAAAUUUGCAGAAAUUUUUCUGAGUUUAACCAGUGAACUUUGAUGUCAAAUCACAUGCAGUCUGUAAAUAAAUUUUAUAAAAUUAUACCACAUCAAAGUAUAAAAUGAUAAAAAAAAAUUAUAGUGAAAACAAUAUUGUUUGCUGUUGUAUAAAUAGAUUCCCUUUAAGUCAUUUUUAACUUAUUAUUCAGGCAGCGACUAAGCUAACAGGCAGUCAGUACUUUGGCAAGCGAUUAGGUAGGUUGGCUCGUUAGCAUGUAGCUGGCCUGAAGCGUGUUUGUAAGCACAUCAUGUGCUCUGCUAACAGUUUUUAAUGUCGCCCUGAUUAAUACUAAAUAACUGAACGGUGUAUUUGCAGUUUAAGACACUCGCGUGUGAUGCUUAGCUACAAAGUGUCCUACAAGAAAUCCCCUUAUUAAUCAGUUUCCAGCACCGCUGCUAGCGUCAGCGUUGGUGCGACCGCCCUGUAGGCUGUCGGCGACCUUCAGGACGAGGUUCUUUAGAAAGUUCAUAUGAAGGUGAAGCUGAAAGUUCUUCUUUAAACACAUGAAGCUAAUUGGUUGUGGUGGUUUGGACACCUGCAGGGGCGUGGCCAGGUUUUAAGGACUGGUGCUGUGAUUGGGUGACUGUGAAUGUGAACACUGAAAGAUUCUGUAGGGGGGUGGGCGCUAACAGCUGGUGGGUGGAGCCACAGUGAAAGUUGCUCAGACUGAAUCCUUUAGAACUUUGAACAUAUUAAAGAACUUGAUGUUGUCCCGCUACUUCAGUCGUCUUACUGCAUGGUUAAAAGUAAAAUCACAAAUUUAGACAUUUAAUUGUAGAUAAAUGUCAUGAAUUUAGAGACCAAAGCAACAUUUUUGACAGUUUUUACAGAGACACUGGACAGAGUUUGUGUUUCUGUGUUUGAUUGAUAUGGCUGAGUGUGGCGUGGCACAGGAGGUAAGACACAGUGUGGCGUGGCACAGAAGGAGGUAAGACACACGAUGCAGACUUGCAGGCAAAGGAGUAAAGGUAAAAAGGCUUUAUCAAGAUAACAGGCAAAGGUACGGUACACAGUGUGGCAGUUAGCGGGGCGGUGGUACAGUUCGACGAGAGGCAGAAUUGUAGGUCAGCAAACAAGCAGGGAUCAGGAUCAUGGAGUGGCGGAGGUCAGAGAAAACAAGCAAGGUCAAAAACACGAGGCAAACAGGACAGCAACAAGGACGCGAGUAUGUGAAACAAGUUCAACAAACUGGUAGGGGACAUAGAGACAGUGAGGGCUUAAAUACCAGGAGAGUAAUCAGGGCGUGAUGAGAAGCAGGUGUGAGGAAAGUUCUAGAAGGGGCGUGGCCAGACAAGACAGGGAAGACAGGUGGGUGUGACAGACAAAACAACUGAGUGCAAGUGACCCCACCCACAACCAACAGAGACAAAAAGAACUGAAUACCACAGAAAAUAAAAGGCAAAAAACUAAGACAGAACUCACCAUGUGGCUAAAGAAUAAAAGAAAACAACUAAUGACUACAGUGAAAGACAGAGUGCAAAUACAAAGAAAAUAAAAAGCAACAACUAAACUAGAACUCACAGGUGGCAAACAUAGAACAUCAUAUGAUCAAAACCAAACAGAUGAGUGAUACACUAAUGAUAACAAAGUGGCAAACAGGCUAAUGACUAACUAGAAAAAAAAUGAUCACACAAAACCAGAGAUAACAGAAAAUGCAAUAAAUAACAAACGGAAACACUAGAAGAUAAAUAAUAACCAAAACCUGUGACUAAAGCAUAAUACAAUAAAU
Molecule: messenger RNA, 4065 nt
Organism: Thalassophryne amazonica
Lineage: Eukaryota; Metazoa; Chordata; Actinopteri; Batrachoidiformes; Batrachoididae
Product: dematin-like
Exons: 17
Coding region: 134-1438 (434 amino acids)
Biological process (GO): lamellipodium assembly; cytoskeleton organization; actin filament bundle assembly
Cellular component (GO): plasma membrane; actin cytoskeleton
Molecular function (GO): actin filament binding
Source: RefSeq, a predicted model, not a curated record